Messenger RNA from Physella acuta, 5637 nucleotides. RefSeq names its product eukaryotic translation initiation factor 4 gamma 2. NCBI's taxonomy places the organism in Eukaryota, Metazoa, Mollusca, Gastropoda, Physidae. Gene Ontology annotation, molecular function: protein binding; mRNA binding; translation initiation factor activity. The record is from RefSeq and is a predicted model, not a curated record. Gene Ontology annotation, cellular component: eukaryotic translation initiation factor 4F complex.
AUGAAUACAGACGAUAACGCAGGAAUGGCACUUUACACCUCAAGGAAAAAGAAAGCAGGAAAGGCCAAGGGAGACCAAGAAGAGCCAAGGGUGGAGGAGCCAGGAAAAUUGUCUGUGGGACCUUUCUGUGACAGCCCUGUAUGUUUUGGGCACAAGAGGGAAAAAGAAGAUAAUAUUGAAGAUGCAAAACUACGGUCAAAGAUAAGCAGCAUACUGGACUCACAGUCAUCCAAGGGUGGUGUUUCUCCACACUUAGGAGGACGGGACGAGAGACCACCCACUCUCAAAUCCGGUUCAGGCGCAUCGUCGCCUAUUCCUAACAAUCGAUGGGUACCACCCAGCAGUGGUCCAAGGGAUGGUGUCAAACCCAAAGACAAAAAUGACCAGAUAUUUAGACGUGUCAGAGGAAUUCUUAAUAAGCUCACACCAGAAAAGUUUGAUAAGCUGAGUUUAGAACUUCUAAAUGUAGGGAUUGAAACCCAAGUUAUCCUUAAAGGAAUUAUACUUCUGAUAUUUGAGAAGGCUUUGGAAGAACCUAAGUACAGCUCAUUGUAUGCCCAGCUGUGUCAUAGAUUAUGUGAGGAUUCCCCAAACUUUGAUCCCCCAUCUAGUAACGUCUCAACUUUCCGAAGGCUCUUGUUGAACAAGUGUCAAGAUGAGUUUGAGAACAGAUCUCAUGCUACAGAAGCAUUUGACAAGAAGGAUGUGGCUCUCACGGAGGAGGAAUGUGAGCAGUACCACAUUGUCAAGAAAAAGAUGCUUGGCAACAUCAAGUUCAUCGGUGAACUUGGCAAACUGGACAUGUUGCAUGAAGGGAUUCUGCAUAAGUGCAUCAAGCAACUUUUGGAGAAGAAAAAGAAUGCUCAGCUUAAGGAUAUGUCAGAAGACCUUGAGUGUCUGUGUCAGAUAAUGCGCACCAUUGGCCCGCGCAUUGAUACACCAAAGGCGCGGGCAUGGAUGGACACUUACUUUGAGCGAAUAAAUCAGUUUGCUACCAAUAGCGACCUGGCCUCUCGCAUUCGUUUCAUGCUUCAGGAUGUUAUAGAGCUUCGUGAGAAUGAAUGGAAACCAAGAAAAAUAGCCUCAGAAGCAGGGCCUAAAACUAUCACACAGAUAAGACAAGAAGCCAAUGUUAAUGGUCGUGGUAAUCAAAACAACCAAUCAUUGCUCCAGUCUCGAAUGAAUAUGACAAAUAUUCCUGGGAGUAGCUGGAAAGGUGGAAUGGGAGAUAUAUUUAGCAUGCCAGUUGGCUCUAUGGGCAAUGCAAUUGGUGUUGGUCCAGGAGUUAUACAGAUGGACCCGUUUUCUUCCAUGCCUUCAACAUUCAACAAUUUGAAUAGAAAUAGAUUCAACCAGCAGAAUCCUAGUUACCAAAACAAUUUCCAAAAUAAUUUCAACAAUAAAGGGCGUGGUAAACCUCAACAGCAGGAGGGUGCCAAUAAUACUAGCCCAAACAACCAGCGCAGAAACAAUCAAGGUGGUUAUAAUAAUCAGCAGGGAGGAGGAGCUGUUUACAACAACCAGCAGCAAAACUUUCAACCAAAUAAUCACUUUCAGCAACAGCAGCACCAAAACAAACAAGGAACUGCUGGAGUGAACAGAGAUUUACCUCCAAGAUUCCAACGUAUGGCACAGCAACAGAAUCAACAGACACAAGUUGGACCUGUAACCAAUGGCAUCCACAACAUGUCUGGCUCAGUUGGAUCUGCUCCUCUGGGAGCACCUAACCAACCUUCUCCAUCUAGCUCUCCACCACUGACCAUUACUCCACCUGUGGUUAAUGGUAUCAAGGAAGAAGUAAGCCUUCGUCCUGUGAAAAAUUUCACUAUGUUUAAACCCAACACUCCAUCAAUGCUGCCACGCUCAGCACAAGCCCAAAAUCCAGCACCAAGGGAGACAGGAUUUGCAGCCAAGAAAAGCACAGAUAUUUCUGAAAUGCUUAACCCACUAUUGGACAAACAGCAACAACAGCAGAACCAACCAUCUGCAACCAAGCAAACAAAAGAUGAAAAAACCAAAUCACCAGUGAAAGAGAAAUUGACUAAAGAGAAGAUGAUUGAUAAAUUGACUUACCUUUUGUCAGAAUGUUAUAUAAGCCACAGCCUGUCUGAUGCUGUGGCUGACAUUAAAGAUAUGAGUGUCCCACGCAAGAUGAUUCCAGAUCUUCUUGCAAAAAUAAUGCUUGAUUCACUUGAGAAGACUGAGUCAGAGCAGGAACUAUCAAUGAGAUUAAUUGAUGAGUUGAAAACUGAGCACAUCAUUACUUCUGAUCAGUUUAUGGAGGGUUUUCAGCAAGUGUGUAACAAGAUGAGUGAAUUGGAAACUGAUGUGCCUCUUAUCAAAUCAAUUAUGGCAAGGUUUGGUGCCAUGGCAACAACUUUAGAUUUAGUCACCUUAUCCGACCUGGCUGUGCCAUUUGAAGGGGGUGUUCAUUACCCGUUGUUUCUUCUGUGCCUCCAAAACAUGCACAGAAUCAAAGACAAAGAAUGGCUGGUUGAUACUUUCAGCAGAAGUAAACUUGAUCUACAAAGAAUGUUGCCCGAACUUGACCAAAACAAAGAGCGCUUCAUGGAAAUAUUGGAAGAUCGUGGGCUCAGUUUUAUGUUUCCAUUACUUCGUAUACAAGCGGAGCUUGCAAGACAAAUUGCAGCAGAACCAUCUGCUACUGCAUUAUACAAAUGGAUCAAAGAGAAAGUAGAGGUACCUCUACAAACUGACCCUGGCUUCAUUAACAUUCUUGUUACCAGCCUCCUCAAGUACAUUACUUCAGAAAGUACACUUAAACCAAACUCAGAUGCAACUGUGACACCAGAAAAAGCACUGAUGGAGAAAGAAAAAGAUUUAUUGGACCAGCUUAAAGGCGUACUUCAACUAUUUUUACAAGACCAUGCAAACCUGCAAAUGGCUGCCCUGUAUGCAGUCCAGGUUUUCUGCCACUCACAUGGAUUUCCUAAAGGAAUGUUUCUACGCUUCUUUGUCAAUUUGUAUGACAUGGAGGUUAUUGAUGAAGAAGUUUACCUGCGAUGGAAGGAAGAAGUAAAUGACCAGUACCCUGGUAAAGGAAAGGCUCUUUUCCAGGUGAACCAGUGGUUAAACUGGCUACAGACAGAUAACGAUGAUGAAGAAUCUGAAGAGGAAGAUGAUUAGUGACUUGAUUGUCCCUGCAAUUAUUAAGUCAACCAAUUCAGUACAACCCACUCACUGGGUUGUUACUAAAGACAAUUUCUAAAAUUCCUGGCUGAGUUAAGCAUGGAAUUUUGAUCAGAGUUCAGUGUAGUUAGGUGUAGGCUAUGUGGAAUAGAAUUAGCUGACUUUAAAAAAAAACUUUUAUCUACAGAGCACAUACUCAAGUUUGUAGGUGUAUUUUUUAAAUUGUAAUUUUAAAAUGUAUCUGUUCUUAGCUAUACAGAACUUAAAAUGACCAGGAGAAUAUGUUUGGAGGACGAAGUGGACAAAGUGCUUAUUUUUUUGAAGGUUACUUUUGAGAAAACAUUUAAAAUUGAUGCCGUGAUACAGCUAUGUGAUUAUUUGAUAACAGACAUUAUUGUCAGUGAUGUCUCAGAUAAGGAUAUUCACUGUGUCAUAUUUGAAUGUAUCAGAAAAAUUCAUUUCUAACUGUUCAUAGAGAUCUGAACAUUGCAAAAAACAAAACAAAAAAAAACAGACAAUCAAGUGUGGAAUUCAAGACUGUUAUUCCCAAGGAACCAUACUAAUCUCUUUUAAUUCAUUUUUUGCCAUUAGUCUAAGACACAAUGUUUUGUAUCAUCAUUUUUUCCCUGAGAUUUUUAACAUUUAUCUAUUCUGUAAGUUUAUGCUUUGUUGUAAGAGGAGGUGCACUCAUAACUUGUUGGAAAAGUGUGCCCAACUGGUAUUUGUGUGGAGCAUGAUUAUGGGAUUAGUUUGUAGUAUCAAUGUAAGACCCUUGUAUUGGUUACAUCUAUUCAGGAAACAAACUUGUUUUUUUUUUUAAAGCAUUGUCACUAAAAUCUUUUUCUUCAAUUAGCAACACAUUCAACCUUAGACAUCUUUCAAACCAAAAAAAAAAAUUCAUGGUUCUUGUAACUGUUGCUUGUUCUAAAGAACUGGAACAAACCGUUAUAUUUAACAAACUCGAAUUUAAUAGGGUUUUAAGAGGUUAUUAAAGUAAAUAUUUGAGUAUGAUUUUAUUUAAAUCCCACUGAUGUGAUGAGAAGCAUAGAAUUUUCCACUAAUUUUGAAGAGAAACAAAUGUAAUUGAUUAAUGUAUCUUCAUUGCUGAAUUGAUUAUUUGUGUCUGAUUGCUGAGGUAUUUAUCCCGACCACUUGCCCCCACCAGCACAUUGCAUGUUGAUCAUUUUCUUCUCAUUUAUGCAUGUUUAUACUGACCUGUAUUCCAGAACUUGUUCUACAUUUGUGGUCAUAUCUCUAACCAUAAUUCAUCCUUAACCCCCCACUAUUGUCACUCAAGAUAACAUCAAGAAAUGUACUAGCAAUAUAAAAGGGACACAACUUCUAAUUGGCUUUCCAUCAAAUAAAUUUGUGUUGUCCUUCUGGCUCAAGUCCUUGCAUACUUAACUGGGCAUUUUGAAAAGUUCCUUUUCUUUUGGAACUAAUUAAUUUGUAUGCAUGGCUUUUUUUUUUAGUUUUAUCGGUAUAUUUAUUUACAGAAAAUAGUCACAUUUUUAAAGUUUAGUUAUUGUACAAAUCUUGUAACAAAAACGCUUCCACUUUUUCAUGUCGAUUUGCGUUCUAGCAGAUGCAUUUAUCUAUUUGUAUUAGUAUGUGUGUCAGCUGGAUCUUCAUUAAGUUUGGCGUAAGCCAAACGUCAUAAACUUUCUGUCGGGGAGGUAGCCAUUUUUAUAUUCCUACCACCUUCACUUUUUUAGUAGCUAAUUGUUUAUAGUUCCAUAGUCACAUUUUUUAACUCAUAAAACUUUUAUAUUUUGUAUAACUACUUCACUAUUGUCUAAUUAUUUACAGUCAUUUUGGCUUUUGUGUGAAUGUUUUUCUUUGACUUUUUUUUUUGUAUUUCUAGCUUUCAUUAACAGUUGUUGGUAUGAUAUAGUGAGUGUUUUAAUGUAUGUGAACUAGAUUUUUAAUUGGUUGUAUUUAGAAACUAAAUUGCUUCUGAAUUUUGGUGGUCUUCAAACUGUAGACCAGACUUUUUUUCCACAAUUUGGUUAAGGGAUCUUUGAAUAAAGUUUAAUGUCAUAACUUUCACAUUGUAAUUUUUGUACUCUUUCAGUCAUUCUCUUAGGCCUGUUGUAAUCUAAGUUUUCUUCAAUUUCAUUCUAUGAAAAAACUAAUUGUAUUUUUAACUUGUAUGAAUUUGUAUUAAAAUGUGCAUAGUAAAAAAUAGUUUUAUCUUCCUUGUUUCAAAUAUAAUACGGAUGGUAUCACUGUUUUGACACUUUUUUUUUUAAGAGGUUCCUUCAUUUUGAUUUAGUUAUUUUAAACCACUCCUAAAAUUAAUUUUUCUAACGAACUUAAAAAUGGCUGAACUUCAAUUUGUCCACUAAGGAUAAAACAUACACAAAAUUAUUUUAUGACUAGACGUGAGGUGACAUACAAUUUUUCAUUGCAUAAGUGUUGUUUUUUGCAGUUCAGUUGGAAUUUUUCAUGCAAGACUAAGUUUUAGGAAAGAUUGAUAUAAUAGUU